Messenger RNA from Fusarium musae, 1074 nucleotides. RefSeq lists its product as uncharacterized. The coding region runs from base 1 to 1074 and encodes 357 amino acids. Lineage: Eukaryota; Fungi; Ascomycota; Sordariomycetes; Hypocreales; Nectriaceae. Gene Ontology annotation, cellular component: membrane. The transcript is spliced from 6 exons. The record is from RefSeq and is a predicted model, not a curated record.
AUGUCUCAUUCUCAGAGCGAAACGCUGGCCAAUCAACAUGGAGAGUCAGAGGCUUCAUCUCUACUGGCCCCAGCCGCCAACACCUCAGACUCCUCCGAUACAUCCUCCGAAACAAGCUCAGACUCCGACUCAACAAUCUUAACAAAACUUCAAGACUUCUACUCCCGAAACAUCGGCCUAUUCUAUGUCCUAGUCGCCCAACUAUUCGCUUCAAUAAUCAUUUUUGUGAGAAUGCUGGCUACAGCGCUGAUUGGCUCUGUGUACAUGUGGUGUAAAAACGUGCCGAAUUUUCCGCUGGGGCCGAAGGAGGUUAGGGAUUCGCUGUCGUAUCUUGAUAUUUCUGAUGCGACGGUUAUUACUUUCCUUGUCCCGACUCUUACUGCGUUUAUUGCAUGGGUUGCUCUACGCGAACCAUUCACUGUCAAAGAAGCCACUGCUGGGUUUAUCGCCUUCGCAGGCGUCCUCUUCGUCGCCCGCCCGGCCUUCCUCUUCCCCGAAAGCUGGCGAACAUUAUCGGAGUUGGAGUCUCGCGCUGUUGACUCGGACUUCACUACUGAUGGUGGUAUUUUACCACCGGUAAAGGCGACACCGCAAGAACGCACCAUCGCUAUUCUCUGUGCCAUCUUCGGUUCCUUUGCAGCGGCGACGGCGUAUGCGACUAUUCGCGUGAUCGGAAAGCGGGCCCAUUCGCUUGUCAGUGUCAAUUACUUCGCUGUCCUUGCCACUGUCAGCUCGUUCCUCAUCAUCAUGAUUCACCCUGAUCUUCAAUUCGAGAUCCCAAAGACUGUGGCUGAAUGGUGUUUACUCCUCUCGAUCGGCAUCUCAGGCUUUUUGCUCCAGCUCCUCCUCACCGAGGGUCUUCAGAGGGAGAAGGCUGGUCGAGCCACCAAUCUAAUCUACGUCCAGAUGGUCUUCGCGCUCAUUAUCGAGCGAAUUGUCUGGGGAACUACACCUCCAAUCACCAGUUUCAUUGGCAGUGCUUUGAUCAUUGGUUCAGCUAUCUGGGUCAGCCUACAGAAGAAAGCUCCUGCUGAACCAAGACCAGUCCUCGACGAGGAGAGAAGACAGCAAUAG